Messenger RNA from Nematocida ausubeli, 462 nucleotides. RefSeq lists its product as uncharacterized. The transcript has a single exon. Bases 1 to 462 code for a protein of 153 amino acids. Lineage: Eukaryota; Fungi; Microsporidia. The record is from RefSeq and is a predicted model, not a curated record.
AUGCAGAAAAAAGACUCUUCCCGAAUAAAAAAUCUUAUUAUACACAGUGCCAUACUAGAUCUGUAUUAUAAGCAGAACAAAUGCGAGCCAUUAGGAGAAGUUCUAAACAAAAUGAACACUCUGAAUCGGUUCACACUUAUUGAGGUAAUAUGCGCAAAGAUAUACAGCAGCUCCGUAAUUACCUAUCUUCCCCAGUAUACUGGGCUGGAAAUAUUCUUUACAGCAUGCAUAAUAUUUAAGAAGUACUGGAAUGACUUUUCUUUAAAGAAUAUAGAAGAAACAAGCAAUGACAUAGUUGGCAUAAAAAAACUAAAUAGAAUAGAGAUGGCAAUACUUGAGCUUAUAAAGUAUGACGUGCACAUUACAAAAGAGCAAAUACAGAAGGAAAUAGAAUUAGAAAGAAAUGUAGAUGUUAAUUAUAAAGAAGCUAUGUCUAGCAUUGCAGUGCAUGUAAUGCAAUAG